This is a messenger RNA of Hevea brasiliensis (rubber tree), 933 nucleotides long. RefSeq lists its product as uncharacterized. The record is from RefSeq and is a predicted model, not a curated record. Lineage: Eukaryota; Viridiplantae; Streptophyta; Magnoliopsida; Malpighiales; Euphorbiaceae. The coding region runs from base 145 to 729 and encodes 194 amino acids. The transcript is spliced from 2 exons.
AAACCCAUCACCAAUUUGAUUGGUUCAGACAAAGCACCUAGGAUUUCACCCAUUCUCCUACGUCGCAGUUGCAGCAUCGUCAACAGAAACCAGGCCAAAAACCCUUCUUUAUUCUCUGUUUUGCUCUUCUCUCCUCCAUCAUCAAUGGCGGUCGCAGUUCCAUCACCCUCAGCUGCUUAUCUUCGAGGAAUCCAACGCCACUUCUUCUCUUCCAAUCCCCUUCUCGCACCCCCAUUUCCCGCUAAACAGGCCCGCACGGUCGUUGCUAUGGCUCCCAAGAAGAAGGUGAACAAGUACGAUGAUGGUUGGAAGAAACAAUGGUAUGGUCCGGGAAUCUUCUACGAAAGCAGUGAAGAAUUGGAAUUCGAUGUGUUCAAGAAGCUGGAGAAGCGCAAAGUACUUAGCAACGUAGAAAAGGCAGGACUACUCUCCAAGGCGGAGGAGCUGGGAUUCACACUGUCGUCACUAGAGAAGUUAGGUGUGUUUUCCAAAGCUGAGGAGUUAGGCCUUUUGAGUCUGUUGGAGAAGACAGUCAGUGUCUCUCCGUCCACUCUGGCUUCCGCAACGCUUCCGAUACUGGUAGUGGCGCUAGCAGCGAUCGUCGUAAUACCGGAUGAUUCGGCGGGGCUGGUGGCGGUGCAAGUUGUAUUGGCAGGUGCGCUUGUUGUUGGCGCUGCUGGGUUGUUUGUUGGGUCUGUUGUGCUUGGUGGGCUGCAAGAAGCUGACUGAGCCUGAGUUUUUGCUUUUCUUGGUUUUUGGGCAUUUUCAUUUUUUUUUUAAUUUUAAAAUAAUGUGGACUGUGUAUGAUUAUAUUAAGGAAUGUAAAUGGCAGGUUAGGAGAUGAUAACUCUUUAUGAUAAUUGAUGAUAUGGAAUUGAUCAAAUGAUAUGUAAAUAAGGAGCAAUGUGUAUGAUAUUUGCAAAAGUUAUUUUA